AUGGCGCAGGAGCAGCCGCUGCCUCCACGAAUCCCUGUUAUCCACAAUGCAGCCGUCGCGGGGGCCAUCAUUGCGCCUCUGGCCAUGCUCCUGCCGCCGAGGAAGAUGGACGUUCGCUUCUUUGUGCUCGCCGGAGCCUUCUCCCUGGCCACGAACCAGCUCGCCUACGAAUACACUGGUCAAUCCAUCUACUCGCGGUUCGGCGGCCGCGUCGGCUCUGUCUUCGACACCGGGCUGCCAGAGGGCGCCAAGCGGACGCAGCAACUGCUAAAGGAGCAGCGGGAACGAGAAGCGGCCCAGAAGCGAAGCCAAGGGGAGGCCGAGCCAGAGGCGCAAAACAAGCGAGGGCUCAUCAAGGACAUAUGGAUGGGCGGCGAGGCCGAAGACUGGUCCAGGAAACGGGCAGAGGAGCACCAAAAGAGCUUCCAGGAGGGCAAGGGAAUGAGCGAUAUCAUACUCGACCAAAUCAUGCAUGUUUGGAGCGGUGGUGACUCGAAGACGAAGGCCGACGACAGGAUACCGAGCGAUGACGGAGGGUCCGACAAGAAGUGA
Messenger RNA from Hirsutella rhossiliensis, 552 nucleotides. RefSeq lists its product as uncharacterized. The transcript has a single exon. NCBI's taxonomy places the organism in Eukaryota, Fungi, Ascomycota, Sordariomycetes, Hypocreales, Ophiocordycipitaceae. The coding region runs from base 1 to 552 and encodes 183 amino acids. The record is from RefSeq and is a predicted model, not a curated record.